Molecule: messenger RNA, 5940 nt
Organism: Conger conger (European conger)
Lineage: Eukaryota; Metazoa; Chordata; Actinopteri; Anguilliformes; Congridae
Gene: myripb
Product: myosin VIIA and Rab interacting protein b
Exons: 17
Coding region: 389-3334 (981 amino acids)
Biological process (GO): intracellular protein transport
Cellular component (GO): cortical actin cytoskeleton
Molecular function (GO): myosin binding; small GTPase binding; actin binding
Source: RefSeq, a predicted model, not a curated record
CUGAGAGAGAAGAUGGAAUCACCCGGUGGAUAUCGCGACCCUGAAUGAGACAGAAGCAUAUUUACUAAACUGUCCUAUAUUCCCCUGUCUGGACUAAAGGGAUUUGCAUGCCAGUGUAUUUCAUACACAUCAGACGGGGAAAUAUUGGUGUAGUAGACUUGACCACACGUCUCAUGUACAGUGGCUCUCUAACGCAAAUCGCCUGACUGGUCAGUGUGCUGGUAAGGCUCUUACCACCGCAUGACUCGGACUAGGAGAGGAGACUAACGCACACGCAGUUGAAGUAUCCAGGAGAGUGAAUUUAAGUGCCCGCUCCUCCUCCUCGCUUUGCCAACAGCUCGUUUCGCGGUUUGAGACGGAACGGCCGGCCGACAGCCCCCGGGCAGCCAUGGGCAGGAAGCUGGACCUGUCGGGCCUGACAGACGACGAGGCGGACCAUGUCCUGAAGGUGGUGCAGAGGGACAUGAAGCUGCGCAAGAAGGAGGAGGAGAGGCUCAGUGAGAUGAAACAGGAGCUGGAUGAGGAAGGCAGCCGGUGCUCGAUCCUCUCCAGACAGAACAAGUUUAACGAGCAUUGCUGCAUCCGCUGCUGCUCGCCCUUCACCUUCCUGCUCAACCCCAAGCGCCAGUGCCUGGACUGCCAGUUCAACGUGUGCAAGGGCUGCAGGGUCUACAGCAAGAAGGACAAAGCCUGGCUGUGCUCCGCGUGUGAGAAGGGCAGGGUUCUGAGGACGCAGUCUCUGGAAUGGUACUACAAUAACGUGAAAAGCCGGUUUAAGAGGUUCGGGAGCGCCAAGGUGCUGAAGACGCUCUACAGAAAGCACGUUGCAGAGCGUGGAGCUCUCUCAGAACUUACAGACGGAAGUAUUCAUGAAGGAAGCGUCGACAACGAUGGAAGCGUGUGCGGCAGUGACUCCACUUUCUACCGGCAAAGUGAAGGACACAGCAUGGCAGAGACGCUCACUGUCGCUCUGCGGGUGGCUGAAGAGGCCAUAGAGGAGGCCAUCGCUAAGGCCGAGGAGUACAGUGACAGCCUAGAGAAACAAAAUGAGGCUCGCUACCUGCGGGACAACAAAGAAGAGCUAAUAGAGGAACUCGCUACAACUAUUGUGCAGAAAAUCAUUCAGCGCAGGAAACGCUCCGAGAUGCAAGCUGAGUACGAGAUGGUGUGGCCCACCUCCCAGAACCAGAACCAGAACCAGAGCACCGAGCUCCCCUCUCCCUCCCCACCCCAGCCCAGCCCCCACACCACUCAGCCCAGCCUCAAGACCUCCUACUCCCUUUGGAGGUCGCGCUCCGCCUUCUCCCUGACAAGUGACGAUUCUCCGGAGAAACCCACAGAGGAGGGGGAGACAGCAGGAGGUCCCGAGGGAGCGGGAAAAGGAGGCGUAAAGGAGUACGCCUCCCUAAAGAAGGAGGCCAGAGCUGCUCAGAUGACCAGCUGGAAGAGUGUCGACCGGCUGGACAACUCCUGUGCCUCCUCAGUGCUGCAGAGUCCGGAUGGGAACUGGAUGGCCCUGCAGAGCACCCAGCUGUCGCGGCCCAGCCUGCUGACCAAGCGCAAGAGCCUGGUGUUCAGCGCCCUGGAGAAAGAGUCGGGCGUGGUCUCCGCCUACGACGAGAUGGGCUCCGACACGGAGGACGAGGACCCGGGCGGCUGGGUGUCAGCGCUGCACGCCUUCCGCAGGAAGAUGUCUGACGAGACGUACUACACGGACUCGCAGCACGACCCCGAGUGGACGUACACCCAGAACCCCCCCGUCACCUCGCCCUCCUCGGGCCAGUACACCAACACCGAGACGCUCAACUCCGACUCCGAGCCCUCCCCUGCCCCGCCCUCCGCCCGGGAGGGCCCCCCGAAAUCACGCAAGCCCCUGCUGUCCCUGCUGAAGAGGAAGGGCGCCCCCGACCACCACUACCCCCACCACCCUCCUCAUCCUCACCCGCCCGACGCCCUGGACAUUAACUUCAACCCCAAGGUGGCGGGCGGGCCGGGGGGCGGGACCGGGCCGGAGGACAGCAGCGAGGCGGAGGAGCGCCAUAGCGACCAGGUCAGGAGGUCACGCCGGCGCAGGAAGAGCAAGAGAGAGCAGGAGCCUGGGAGGAGCCAGCAGCCACAGUACUCCUCCUCUGUACCGAACUACAGCAGCGUCUCCCUCAGCUCUGCGGCCAGGAGAGAGCUGGAGCAGGGACUCCCUCCUCCCCACCGCUACCCCCCGCCUGACACUGUGACCCCCAACGCCCCCAGCCAGGACGGGGAGGCCCCCUCCAGCGUGGCGGACAUUUUAGAGCUGGAACUCAAGUCCAAACUGUGCGAACUGGUCCGGCGGGCCAGCGACAAGGAGCUGACCUCGUCCGAGGAGGACCAGCGCGAGAGAGCGGGCGAGAGGGAGGGAGAGACGGCCAGCGAGAGAGCGCGGGAAAGAGAGAGCGACGGGGAAGCAGAGAAACGCGCCAAGAGAGAGGAAGAGAGGCUAAAGGAGAAGAGUCUAGAGCGAGCGGGAGAGAGACUGGAGAGGAAGGAGGGAGAGAGAGGGGAAGAGAGGAUGGCGGAGGAAGAGAGGGAGAUGUCAGGGGCGAUGCUGCAGAAUGAGGAGGUGCAGGGAGUAGAGGAGAGAGAGGGAGACAGUGAGGCGACACUGGGAGAGACCGAGCAGGAGGCUGAGGAGACAGGAGCCACACAGCUCCCUACACAGGAGAGCGCCCCCUAUGUGCAGGAGGAAGUACUGUCUCCGGAGGAUGUCCGCAAAGAAGGGCCUCGUGGUCUGGAGGUGCAGCAGAAGCUUCAGGUUAUCUCCUCUCUCUUACAGCAGAAGUACUCGGCGGCGUCCCUGUGCAGCAUCACCACGGAGGUGCUGAAAGUGCUGAACGCCACCGAGGAGCUGAUCGAGGGGGCCGCGGGCGAGGGGAGCGCCCCUCCAGAGUCCACCGACGCCUCCCCUCUCGCCUCCAGCUCCAGCACCAGGAGGCUGGACGAACACCUCACCAAACUGGAGGAGAACGUGUACCUGGCAGCUGGCACGGUGUAUGGCCUGGAGGGUGAGCUGGGGGACCUGGAGGACUGCGCUCGCGCCAUCAGCAGUGGCACCACAGAGAAAGAGCUGGCCUUCCUGGAGGACCAGGUGGCCAGUGCUGCUGCACAGGUCCAGCAGUCCGAACUCCAGAUUUCAGAUAUCGAGGCGAGAAUUUCAGCUCUGAAAACGGCCGGUCUGAACGUGACGGCCUGCUCACGGUUCUCCAAGUUCAAGCCGAAACCUAAGCCUGAGACCAUCGGCUCGUCACGGCAACAGCGGAGGAAGCUGCCUGCCCCUCCCCUGAAAGGUUUGACAAGAUAAGAGAAGCAGGACCAGCUGCAGCCGUGCCCACAGCAGAAGGGCCGCUGGCCCCAGGCCUCUCCACGCCAGUGCCUUGAUCCAACAUCCACCCGGGGCUCUGGAGAGCCUGGCCCUGCCCGCCCCUGCCUGUGCACCCUCUCCCCCCGCUGCCUGACCUCCUGGGGCUCCCGAACACACCACAGCCCCCUGCAGCCUGGUGUGAUGGGUGCGACUCUCUGCCUUAACGCGCCUCCGCACCACCUCUGUCUCUGCACCCAAAGACCCUGAGAGAUAACACACCCGUAAAAACAUAACAAUAAUGAAUUAAAAAAUAUAUGAUAUAUAUAUAUAUAUAUAUAAACUGUAUGGGAAGCAUUCAGUUCCUGUGUUUUCUAACUGUAUGCAAGAGUGUUCUAGGUGUUAAACAUACGUGCAUAAAAACAUCAAAAAUCUAAAUGUGAUAUGUGAACCCCUACACCCCACCCCCCCAAAAAAAGGAAGAAAAAAACAGCGAAGCUAUGUUUGAUUGCAGUACGUAAUUGAUUUCCUGGUACCACAUAAUAGUUCCUACUUUUGAUGCAAUCAUCUUCUGUCCAAGGAAGGUCGUUUGAAUGCUUUUUUUAAAUAUAUCACACUACCAUCAAACAUCAGUCUUUGGAGUUCAUAAUUUCAUUCACAAUUUGUGUAACCAUGUGGCCUUACAUUUACAGCUAUAUUUCUAUUUGUCAUGUUCAGAUUUGAACAGAAUAUGUCCGCAGUGUUCAACUGCAGUUUUGGUCAGCAGCUCUGCAAUUUUUGCACUGUAGAUUUGACAAUGCGUGACAACUUGGCUUGUAGGAAGUACAGUAUUUGUGCAUACAUUCCCCUGCUUUUCUUACAUCAGCAUUCACAUGUAUAUUUCAUGCAUUUUCAUUGCUUUUUAACCUCAUUUAUCUUUCUUGAUUAAUUCAAAUUGAUAACUUAAAAUUGAACUGUACUGUAAUUGGCGGCACGGAUGGUGCAGUGGGUAGCACUGCCGCCUCACAGCAAGGAGGUCCUGGGUUCGAAUCCCUGUCGGCCGGGGCCUCUCUGUGCAGAGUUUGCAUGUGCUCCCCGUGUUUGCGUGGGUUUCCUCUGGGUACUCCGGUUUCCUCCCACAGUCCAAAGACAUGCAGGUUAGGCUGAUUGGAGAGUCUAAAUUGCCCGUAGGUAUGAGUGUGUGAGUGAAUGGUGUGUGUGCCCUGCGAUGGACUGGCGACCUGUCCAGGGUGCAUUCCUGCCUUUCGCCCAAUGUAUGCUGGGAUAGGCUCCAGCCCCCCUGUGACCCUGUUCAGGAUAAGCGGGUUCAGAUAAUGGAUGGAUGGAUGGAUGUACUGUAAUUGAAGCAAUUGAAGAUUUCACACUGAGAUAUAAGGCUUCAUAUGGUUACUUAUAGGUUAUAGACAGGAUCAAUUUAUUCGAAUCUCCUCCAUUUUUUUGAAUGCAUAUACAAAUGGGGUGAUAUCACCAGAAGUCAGUCUGGCAAAGGUUGUUCACAGUCUUAAUUAUUAGUAGUUUCAUUAUAGUUGUUUAUUUUUAUAGCGCAUAUUUAUUUUGAUUAUGUAGUGCGCAGUGAGGUCUCUUGUACGCUCUUUUACAUUUACCGAUUGCUUUAAAAUAUAACUUCUGGGUGUUGAUGUAAGGAAGCAUAUCUAAUAUUACUUGUUUGGCCAUGAUGACCAUGCCAUUCGAACACUUCACCACAUGGAAUAAGCAUUUUAGCAGAAUAAAAGAUUAGUCCAUGCUCUUUUGUCUUUAGAAAUAUUUCUACCAAUGGUUCAUGUGCAUAUCAUAAUAAAAUUCCACCCUCUGUGUAAUUUAUUAAGAUUUUUUACACUGUAAAUUGAAUGUGGGCUUAAAUAGGCUUACAAUGUUUAAGGUAUUUAUUUUUAUAUAGUAUCACUUUCUUUUUGGGAAGGGCCAUUUAUUGCCAUAGUUCAUUCUUGCAUUCUUGAAAACUUUUUCUUCUAAUAAUAAACAUUGUUUUUUAUUAUUUCUCUUUUUAUGAUAGACAUGGAUGGGAGCUGUAUUCUAGAUUAUACCCAAAUCAUUUGUUUGCAGGAGACAGAUAUUUUCUUUGAAGUGUCUUCCUACUUUUUUGUACUGCUGUUAAAAUUAAAAUUUCAUGGUUGUUGUUGUUGAUGGAGGUGUUUGUGUAUAAAGCAUGUUACUGGUCUGAAACAGAUAUGUAAAAACUCUUAUGAAAAAGCACAGCCAAGGGGUUGAUUAUACUUCUAGCAAUGUUCUGUAUUUUUCUAUUGUAAACAAACAAGCCUUUAUUUCAGUUGAGAAUUUGUUUAAAAACUGGAAAUGGAGAAAAUUGUACAUUUGGUAAUUGAUCAUAUUAUCUUUCAGUGUAUUAUGUGCAAAAAAUGUGUUGCUGUUAUAGAAACUGGAUGAUCACAGUAACUAUACUAUGCACAGCGUGAUGUAUGGAAUCUGUGUUCUUCUGCUCAGUCGUUUGAAUCCAUAAUGUGUGAAAAAAGGAUCAAGAAGCAAAAAAUGGUUAACUGAAAAUAUCCUCAGACAGAUUAUUUAUGUGCCAAAUUGUUCUAAUUGAGAAAUUAAGUAAUACUGUAAAUGAAUAAAGUUUGCAUUACUGAAAACAA